AUGCUCGCCCCCUCCCCAGCCCUCACCUUUGCCCUCCGCGGAACACAAGCCCUCUUCGCCCUCGUGGUGUUUGGGCUCUCCACCUCACUGAUCAGGGGUCAUCAUUUAGGCAGUCUGUCGUCCACACUCGGGUUCGCUGCGUUUGCGGGCGGGCUGUCGUUCGUGGGGGCGGUGCUGGGUGUUGCGGGGCAGUGGACGGCGGUGCUGCAGGGGCAGAUUGGGGUGUUGGUUGAUGCGGUGGUCGCUGGGAUUAACAUCGCUGGUGGGAUUCUCAUGGCGGUUAAGCUCAAAGGCGUCAAGUGCGUGGCUAUCUCACAGAGAGACGCGAGUGGUGACUGGGGUAAACACACGAACGCGUACAAGCUGGUCACGAGCGAUAUCAUAUGUGGAGGUGCUAGGAAACAGAACGACGAUCUUGAGUGCUGGUGGUACGGUAAAGGGGGUAUGCUGGUCAGUCGGUGCAAGAUGAGCCAGGCGGAUUCGGCAUUUAUGUUUUUGACAGCGAUUGUGGUGGCUGCAGCGGCAGUGAUCGGGUUCUUGAGGUUGAAGAAAGGAUACUGA
Ascochyta rabiei is the source of this 561-nucleotide messenger RNA. RefSeq lists its product as uncharacterized. The transcript is spliced from 2 exons. Gene Ontology annotation, cellular component: eisosome; plasma membrane. The record is from RefSeq and is a predicted model, not a curated record. Bases 1 to 561 code for a protein of 186 amino acids. NCBI's taxonomy places the organism in Eukaryota, Fungi, Ascomycota, Dothideomycetes, Pleosporales, Didymellaceae. Gene Ontology annotation, biological process: protein localization to plasma membrane; eisosome assembly.